Molecule: messenger RNA, 2131 nt
Organism: Eupeodes corollae
Lineage: Eukaryota; Metazoa; Arthropoda; Insecta; Diptera; Syrphidae
Exons: 4
Coding region: 272-814 (180 amino acids)
Biological process (GO): regulation of synaptic transmission, cholinergic; sleep; positive regulation of voltage-gated potassium channel activity
Source: RefSeq, a predicted model, not a curated record
CAGAAGGAUUCAUUUCUCUACCAAGCGAAGAAGGAGUCAGUAUAACACUCGGAUUUUCCUCGGCAAGUGUUUAGUUGGUUUGACCAAGUGAAACGGUUCGAAACUAUUUUUCCAUUUAUAGCCAGAGAUCCUUUUCGUAUAUAAAAAUAUUACCGUUAAAUUGGGGGAUACAGUAGCAGUGAUAAGAUUUUACAAAACAAGAAAAAAUUCAAAUUUUAUUAAAUUUACAAAAAAUAUAAAAAAAAAAAAACAUAUUUAAAUUUUUCUAAGAAUGUCCUGGAAAUUCCAUACGAGAAAGUUUUUACUUUCAAAAGAAAUUAUUUUGGUUCUUAUGAUGGUGUUUAUUCAAUCCGGAUAUGGGAUUUUGUGUUUUGUAUGUGAUUCAAGUGUCAAUCCUGGAUGUAAAAAUCUCAAGUCGAAUUCUAGCAUAGUACCGGAGACUUGCACUUUGGAAAAAAUGAAAUCAACCAAUUCAUGGCUGUUAAAUUUGAAUAAAAUUGCCUACUUUGAAAGUACUCUUCGGACAAUUCCAACAAUGUACUGUCAAAAAGUCGUUGCAAAACGAACUGUGGAUAGUCCACCAGUAACUGCUAGAUUUUGCCAGUUGGACACUCGGGAUACAGAUGCUUGUUCAAUUCUAAAGGAUCACAUUUCGAAAAGAGGCAACUCGAAUAACACUCCCGAAGAAUCGAAUGCUGUCCUGGUGGAAUGUUCAAUUUGUAAAACAGAUCGAUGCAACGGUUCAAAGCGUUUGGGACUUUUCACAGCAAUGGGGUAUAUUUUCAUUGCGGGAAUUUUGAAAAUGUUUGGAUAAUCUACGCGGAUCGAGAAAAAAACAAAUUAAAAAAAGUUUUUUUGUAAAUAUUGAAUAAAUAAGUUUUAUGAUAUUUUGUAUUGUACGUAUGUAAAAACUAAGACGUUGUUCAUACACCAUACAUUUUUAAACACCCCACUGUUGAGAAAUUAUUUCAAACCCGGAGAUGAAAAACAAACGUUUUUGAUAUAAGAUUCAUUGUAAAAGCAAUUUUCAUUCUGUGCGUCGUCAUUUUUUAGAAAUUCAUUAAAAAAUUCACCUUUCUUUUAUUAGAAAGCUAAUACAUAUUUCAUAAACCCUACGCAUUCCUUUUUAAAAAACAAUCAUCGACCUGAAUCAUUUUUAAACUAUGAGUGUAAUUUUUAAUAUAAUGUAAGUCAAAGUCACCCACCAUAUUAAAUAUAAUUUUGUUAAUUAGUAUUUACGAUAUAAUGAUUACAAUUAUUUCUUAAAUAAUACUAAAAGUUCAUUAAUAGAAAGCAAUGUUUUUUAAAAAUUUGCCAAUAGUGCAUUAAAAUAAUACAAAAAAAUCUCCUUCACAUUCAACAUUCAUAAAUAAAAGCGUUAAAUGAGCGAUAUGAUUAUUUAUAAAUAAAUUUACUAGGAAUAUAAUUAUAUUAUAUUUAUAUUUAUAUAUAUAUGAAAAAACGCAUUACGAUAUUCACCAAUUGCCUUUAUUUCAAAGCAAAACAAAAUAUAAUAAAAACAAAACAAAAACUACAAAAAAAUGACUAUAAAUGUUAUGAUUUGCAAUUAACAAUCAACGAAUUAAUUAAUAUAUAAAAUACAUUACGUAUAUUAUAUUUUAAGUGCAAGUUUUAGUAUCUACAGUCAAACCCACUUGCUUAAACACACAUUUUUAUUUAAAUUAUCCUUUCUAUUUAUUUAACAUUGUUUACUUUGUUUGUUAAGGCGUCUUCUUAAAUUGAAAUUCACAGAAUCAUUUAACUUAGUCAUUAAAAAGUUUGACAUUUGCGAUUUUGAAUGGCAUUCGUGCCUGCAAUGACAGAUGUCACCUUUGACAGAUGCAAAUUUGAAUUAUGUUUGCGGUUGUCAAUUCAUUUGUUAUUUCAAUAAUUUAUUUUAAAAGUCGCAGUUUUCUUUAAUUUAAUAUCUUUCAAUUUUGGUUUCAUUUUAUUGAAAUGAGUUUGACUGUAGUUCACAAGAACAAACAAUUUUUAUAAGGAUGUGUUUAGUAAAUAUAUUUAAAUAUUUAUAUUCGAGCGAAUAAAUUUGGAAUUGUUACAUAAAUUAUUAAACUAAAUGGAAUGUUAAAUUUAAAAUAUAUACAUAUAUAUAUAUUAUAAAAUACAAUUU